Messenger RNA from Bradysia coprophila, 1939 nucleotides. It is a transcript of the gene Gba1b, whose product is annotated as Glucocerebrosidase 1b. Lineage: Eukaryota; Metazoa; Arthropoda; Insecta; Diptera; Sciaridae. Gene Ontology annotation, biological process: glucosylceramide catabolic process. The record is from RefSeq and is a predicted model, not a curated record. Gene Ontology annotation, molecular function: glucosylceramidase activity.
GAUAACCGGUACCACUUCAUUAAAGACGAAUGUGACUGUCGAUCGCGCACAUUCGCAAUGUUGAUGUGAAAUUGCUCUGACCGUUUUAACAAUUUGAUUGAAUAAAUUUAUUUAAAAAAAAUUACUUUGGCCCAGUCCCAAUUUACAUAGUUAUUAGUUUCGCCUCUACAAAAGUGUGAUUCAAUUGAUAGAGGGUGAAUAAUGUAACUGCCGUUUAUGAUACAGUGAUUGUGCAUUGGUAAUUGUUAGAAAUUGUGAUUGUCUUCCAGCAAAUGCAAAUAUGAAAUCGAGUCUAGUGCUUAUUUUAUGUAUCUCCAGUGCGAUUGUUAUUCACGCCUCACCCUGUCGCCAGAAACGAUUUCCCAAAGGCAUAGUAUGUGUCUGCACCGAAGAAUACUGCGAUACUCUGGAAAAUGUGGAUCCAAAAGAAACGGAUGACAUCGUUUUGGUGUCUACAAGUUUGGGAGGCUUGCGAUUCGAAGUUACUCACAGUAAACUUCAGUCUAGAAACCGAUUUAUAAAAAAUUCGUCGAAGUAUGGAAUAAAUAUCAUAGUUCCACAAGUCUUAUCCAAUCAAGGAUCGGCCGAGAAUUUUCUAAGAUUUCUCACCAUUAGCUCCGAUAUCACAGUGAAUCGAAACAACACUUAUCAGACAAAUCUUGGAUUUGGAGGUGCAUUUACCGGAACUGUGUCACAUAUCGUCGAUAUGCUACCAAAAUCUUUACAGAAUCACAUUUACAAAGCAUAUUUUUCGAAAACUGAAGGAAUUGGAUAUAAUAUGAUGAGAAUUCCAAUCGGCGGUUCUGAUUUUGAUCUGGCGCCAUGGGCAUACAAUGAGCUACCGACUCACGAUACAAAUUUAUCCAAUUUCCAAAAACUAGACGAUCGAGAUUUGAAGCGGAUAUCUCAACUGAACGAUUUAAAAAUUGCAUCUGCUAAUGACAACAUCAAAUAUAUUGGUGCGGCAUGGAGUCCUCCACCAUGGAUGAAAACGAAUAAUGACUGGACCGGUUUCGGUGCAUUAAGAUCAGAAUAUUACGCUACAUGGGCACAGUACCAUUUAAAAUACUUAGAACUGAUGGCCGAAAAAGGAAUUAACUUUUGGGCCUUUUCUACAGGAAAUGAACCUUUGAACGGAAUAAUUGGUUGGGUGUUCGUACACUUUAUGAGCUUAGGCUGGACGGCUGGUACUCAAGGGCAAUGGGUGGGAGAUCAUCUUGGGCCGCUACUUCGGAAUUCACCAUUUAGAAAUGUGAAACUGCUUGGAGGAGACGAUCAGCGAUAUGUGAUGCCAGUGUGGUAUGAAGAGAUGCAAGGUGCUCAUUCAGAGGCUAUCAAAUACCUGGAUGGCUUUGCGGUACAUUGGUAUUGGGAUAACAUUGCUCCUCCGUCUUUGUUAGAUAAAACUCACAGACUAUUUCCCGACAAAUUUAUUUUAAACACCGAGUCGUGCUUAGGUGACAAACCAUUGACUGUUCAUGGACCUAUACUCGGCUCAUGGGAGAGAGCAGAACAAUACGCCAGAUCAUAUAUUGAGGAUUUAACACAUUGGGUGGGUGGCUGGGUCGAUUGGAAUAUUGUUCUCGAUGAAACUGGUGGACCAAAUUAUGUAAACAAUACAGUAGAAGCUCCGGUUAUCGUCAAUACGACAAGCAAAAAUGAGUUCUACAAACAGCCAAUUUUCUACAUCAUUGGCCAUUUCUCAAGAUUUAUUGUCGAAGAUUCCAUUCGAAUUGACGUUCGGAGUUCACACAAUAGCGUACAAACUGUGGGUUAUCAACGACCAGAUAAUUCAAUUGCUGUAGUAAUUUUUAACCGAUCUUCGCUGAAAGCUGACAUUAAACUGAGAGACGGAAGCAUUAAUAUAAAAUUGUCGUUACCACCUAGAUCCAUUCAUACGCUGGUGUAUUUUUAGUCGAAACAAUGAAUAAAGUCAAUC